CCACCCUCCAACACAAUGACCUCGUACGCCGACGAGCUCCUGCUCGACCUCGGCUCCGGCUCCGACGGCGAGGGCGACGCCUCGCGCUCGCCAAGCCCGGCACCCGCCGCCGGCCCUUCGUCCGCUGCCAACGGCGGCGCCUCCACACAGGCUGCUGCAGGCGACUCGGACGACGAGGGCGACACGGAGAUGCAGCUGCCCGAGGGUGGUACGCUGCCCGCCGCAGAGCUCGAUGCGCAGACCGUCGAGACGAUGGACGUCAGCGGCAGCGUGCGCGAGGUGUCGCGGCUGAAGGAGAGCUCGAAGAUGAAGGAGAUUCUGAAGUCCAUUGCACACUUCGCCGCGCUGCCGUCGCCCGAGGUCUCUCAAUCGGGCGUGCUCGAGGACUCGCAGGAGUAUCAGCUCAUCGUGCGGGCGAACAACCUGGCUGUCGACCUGGACAAUGAGAUUCUGAUUGUGCACAAGUACAUCCGGGACCACUACGCCCCUCGCUUCCCGGAGCUCGAGUCGCUCAUCCCCUCGCCGUGGGAGUUCGUGCGCGCGGUGCAGGCGCUGGGCAAUGACGACGACUUGACGAAGGCGUCGCUGCAAUCGAUUCUGCCGCACGGCACCGUCGUCGUCAUCUCGAUGACGGCCAGCACGACCAAGGGGCGCCCGCUGCCCGAGCUGGAGUGGAAGCGCGUCGACGAGGCGGCAGAGCUGGUCUUUGAGCUGGAGAACGAGCGGCGCAACAUCCUGCAAUACGUCGAGUCGCGCAUGACGCUGAUCGCGCCGAACCUGAGCGCUGUCGUCGGCACGCGAGUCGCGACGAAGCUGCUAGGUGUGGCAGGCGGCUUGACGGGCCUGAGCAAGAUUCCGGCGUGCAACAUCCAUCUGCUUGGUGCUUCGAAGAAGCUGGCAUCGGGCGCGUCGAGCGCCUUCCGCAACCGGCCAGUCGGCUUCAUCUUCCAGUCCGAGCUCAUCCAGAACGUCGGCGAGGACUACCACCGGCAGGCACAGCGCAUCGUCUCGGCCAAGGCGCUGCUGGCGGCGCGCGUCGACAUGGGCGGCUCCGACCGGCACGGCACGUACGGCGCGCGCAUCAAGCAAGAGCUCGAGAAGAAGCUUGAGAAGCUGCAGGAGCCGCCGCCGAUCAAGAUGACGAAGGCGCUGCCGGUGCCGAAGGAGGGCGGCAACAAGCAGCGGCGUGGCGGACGGCGAGCGCGCAAGCUCAAGGAGGCGAACGGCCUCACGGAGCUCAAGAAGCAGCAGAACAGAGUCGAGUUCGGCAAGGCCGAGGAGGAGGCCGGCGCGUUCGACGAGACGAUUGGCCUGGGCAUGAUGAAUGCCGGCAGCAGUGGGCGCGUCAGAGCGCAUGUCGCUGGCGCCACCUCCAAAGCCAAGAUGUCGAAGAUGAACAAGACUCGUCUCUCUGCGCUCCGCAGCCGGUCUACCGGCGCAGCACUAGAUGCCGGCGGAGACUCGUCGGGCACGGCCUCGUCGCUCUCCUUCACACCGGUGCAGGGCAUCGAGCUCGUGGACCCCUCGCGCCAACGAAAGGUCGACGAGGCCAACGCAAAAUGGUUCAAGGAGGGCACCUUCUCUCUCGCGCCUGGUGCGCGGGGCACUGCCAUUCCGGGAUCAUCAGGCGGCGCAGGCAGCAUGGGUCCGCCGGCGCUGCCGCCAGCGAAGAAGCCGCGUGUCGAGUGAAAUGAGAUCACACAUACGCACAGGC
Molecule: messenger RNA, 1714 nt
Organism: Tilletiopsis washingtonensis
Lineage: Eukaryota; Fungi; Basidiomycota; Exobasidiomycetes; Entylomatales
Product: Nop domain-containing protein
Exons: 9
Coding region: 16-1689 (557 amino acids)
Biological process (GO): spliceosomal tri-snRNP complex assembly; mRNA splicing, via spliceosome
Cellular component (GO): U4/U6 x U5 tri-snRNP complex; precatalytic spliceosome; U4 snRNP
Source: RefSeq, a predicted model, not a curated record